Messenger RNA from Peronospora belbahrii, 1845 nucleotides. The record is from the annotation of a GenBank genome assembly. Lineage: Eukaryota; Oomycota; Peronosporomycetes; Peronosporales; Peronosporaceae.
AUGGCUAUUAGCGCCUUUAUCACGACGCUUGUCUGCAAUCCUCAUACAGCUAAUGCUAAGCGUAUUGUGAUGGCCGAGCCCGGUACAGAGCUGUUUACGCAAUUCCGACCGGUUUACCACUUCCUUGCCCCUGAGAAGUGGAUGAACGACCCAUGUGCUCCGUACUACGAUGAGGAUACUGGUCUGUAUCAUAUGUUCUACCAGUGGAACCCGAGCUCGACGAUUUGGGGAAAUAUGACCUGGGGCCACGGUGUGUCAAAGGAUCAGGUUACCUGGGAGGAUUAUCCGACUGCACUUUACCCAUUCAAGGACAAGUGGGACAAACUCGGUGUGUAUUCGGGUUUCGCAAUGGACAAUGCUAUCGAUGGUAAACAAACGAUAUUCUACACUGGUGUCACUGCUCAGCCUAUUUUUUGGAAGAACAAAUACUUGUAUGGUGAGCACGUUUUGUACGCUACUACCAAAAAUGGCGGCAAGACGUGGAAGAAGGGCAAAGAGCCUUUGAUCAAGGCCCCACCGAAGGAUCUCGAUGUGACCGGCUGGCGCGAUCCAAUGCCGUUCCACUCAAAGUUACUGGACGCGUAUUUUGGAUACGACACUAUCGUGACUAGCAAUUAUCUUAUCGUUACCGGUGGUGUCCGUGAUGUUGGCCCACGAGUCUUCCUUUACCACGCGGAGGACUACAUCAACUGGGAAUACAAAGGGUAUCUUCUUGCACAAGAGAAAAACACAUCGUUCUCCCGCUAUAGUGGGAAUUGGGGCUUCAACUUUGAAACUACUAUCUACCGUGAAAUGGUAGACGAGGACGGUGAGCGUCACAAUGUGAUGCUGUUGGGUGCUGAGGGUGAAGUGGAUCGAUACUCAAUGUGGGCUACGGGAUCGAUUUGUGAUAGCGAAGAUGAGGCCCAAACGAACCCGGAGACGGGUUUAUUUACUCCUUUGAUGGUGGGUGUGUCGGACCGUAGCGACUGGUAUGCCAAUAGCAUUUACACUAACAGGGAUGGUAAGGAUGUUCUUAUUGGCUGGAUCACCGAGGACAAUGGCUUUACCAAGGGACAGCCUCAGGGCUGGAGCGGUAUCCUGUCGUUGCCGCGUGAAGUGGGUAUCUCGAUUUUCCGUAAUAUCUACGACGCGGGCAAGCAUCUGGUAGGCAAGGGCGACUGGAUUGUGUCCGAGAUAACGGAUGUGUCGUGCGCUAAUGGUUCGUCGAAGCAGAGCAAGACCAUUAAGACCCUUGGUCUGAAGCCGCUAAGCGACCUGAAACUCUUGCGCAAUGAGGACACGCUAGAGGAGAUUGAACACGUGUGUGUAAACAGCUCAUCAAAAGUGUUAGCAUCGAGGGGUGCUUCGUUUGAGCUUAUGGCUGAGGUUUCCGAUUUCAAGCGCGGAAGCAAGGUUGGUUUCGAAGUCCGUCGCAGCUCGGCUGGAGACGAGGUCACAACCAUCGUGUACGAUGACGCGAAGAAGAAGGUGAUCAUUGACCGCUCAAAGAGUUCGUCUGCUGACUGUGCCGUUUUUGUCGACAAUGACGUAACUCCCGUCUCAGACUCAAUUUGGGGACAUUUUUACCUGUAUGACGUGUUCACUAGUGCUGCGAAGAACUGCCCAUGUGAGGUCGUCCGUGAGAAACUGAGUUUCCACGUGUUCGUGGACGUGUCCAGUGUGGAGGUGUUUGUAAACGGCCGCUUUGCACUGUCAGCUCGUAUCUAUCCGUGCGCAAGUCAGACGCAAUCGGACGGUAUUGCUCUGACGACUUCGGAGAAGGCUACGUUUCAGAACGUGAAGGUCUGGACGAAGCCGAAGCACGCUUGGGCCAGUACGCGCAAGGUGCCGAAGAAAGUUUAG